AUUAGAGCAGAUCAAACCGAGGAGCCUCCAGUAGGAACCGACCGGGCACCGGAGAGAAAACACACCGGAGACACAGACAAGGGGAUAAAGUGGACCGUUUCUCAACAACGGGUGGACUAUACUGUGAAACAAGAACCUGAAGAAACACUCGUUUACCGCGCGGGUUUUAAAUCUCUAACUAAGCUAACGCCUUUUUGUUUUUAACUUUAACGCUACUUGAAAAAGGACAAACAUGCUCAGCUUCUGCCUCGUGUUGAUUUUAUCUGCCUCCGUGUUUUCAGAAUCGCAGGUGAGGGAGACGGAGACAUGGAUGCCCAUGAAGACCACACAGACGGUCGCCAUGUCUACACACCAUGACAACCUGGAGUCCUCAGGAGACUCGCCCAACGGCUCCGACUUCGGCUUCACAGAUGACGAUGACGAAGACGGCUCGGACGGCUCGGACGACUUGGACGGCGGGGAGGGAGAUUACUACGACGAUGACUAUGACUAUGAGGAAGAGGAAGAGUACGACGAGUUCUCUGGAUCCGGUGACGGAGCAACAACUGUGUCGCCCGCAAGAGAGUCCAAACCCUCUGUGAAGCCGGAUGUGAACGACAACAAGAUCCCAGAGGUGGUGCGGCCAACCGUCAACGAGGUGGACGUCGUCCGGGAGAGUAACGAAAUUCCCCGACUGAAUAAUGAGGCGGAGCCCAGCGAGGAGCACCCGUCCAACGUCCUCAUGUCCCACGCCAGCGACGACAGCAUCUUCAACAAGACGGAGGUCCUCGCAGCUCUGAUCGCGGGCGGCGCCGUCGGCUUGAUGUUCGCCGUCCUCCUCAUCCUCCUCCUCAUCUACCGCAUGAAGAAGAAGGACGAGGGCAGCUACGACUUGGGGAAGAAGCCCAUCUACAAGAAAGCCCCCACCACAGAGAUCUACGCAUAAUGACCUCCUCCCACCCCCCACCCCCCCCUCCGCCACACACACACACCUCACUCUUAACCCUUAAAAAACCCCAAUCAGGGCCAGUGCCUGGCCUCAGUGCCUCAUCAUCUUCAUCAUACCUCCUCCUCACUUUCUUCAGCAUUGAUAACGAAUCAGGAGAGAAGCCCCGACAACACAAUCGAUUGACUGACUCCUCCUCCCUGAUGUAUGCUAACAUUGUUGGUGCUCUCUUAACCAAUCAGAGGCUUUGUUGGUCCUCUCGUCCCUCUUCUGGUUUUGUAAAACAUGGAAUACGGAGCAACAGGAGUGGACUAUUUCAGCUGCGGUACACGUGAUCACUUCAUGUCUUUGUUUUUAUGACUUUUGUCCCCGCGGAAGACUCGUACCUCCAGUUUCUCUUCUGUCCCCACGUCCCGUUAAAACACUAACACUGUGCAAUGAUGCUUCGUCUCGUAUGGUACGCAUUAACAGUCCCCUUAUUUAUUUUCCCUCUCUGUUGUUCCUCUCAACCCGUUCCCUUGAACCGCAGCUUCUCACAUUACUGUAGCAAAUGACUUAUGUGAACGUUUUUAUUAGAAUUUUUUUUAAAGAACUUGUAAUGCUGAGAGAUUUCAUUUUUUUUUCUAUUAAACAUCCCAUCAUGAUGGGAAAGAAUUGA
This is a messenger RNA of Cottoperca gobio, 1583 nucleotides long. RefSeq names its product syndecan 4 (gene sdc4). Gene Ontology annotation, cellular component: membrane; cell surface. Lineage: Eukaryota; Metazoa; Chordata; Actinopteri; Perciformes; Bovichtidae. The transcript is spliced from 5 exons. The coding region runs from base 233 to 925 and encodes 230 amino acids. The record is from RefSeq and is a predicted model, not a curated record. Gene Ontology annotation, biological process: cell migration.